Messenger RNA from Meleagris gallopavo (turkey), 2683 nucleotides. RefSeq names its product transmembrane protein 252 (gene TMEM252). Lineage: Eukaryota; Metazoa; Chordata; Aves; Galliformes; Phasianidae. The record is from RefSeq and is a predicted model, not a curated record.
AAUUCUGUGUUUCUAUAAUAAAAGCACCAAUACAUAACACUCCUCUUCUUUGUCUAAGAUGGAAACUCGGUACAGAGAGCUCAAAUUGAGCAAGCUUGACUGUAAGCUACAGCACUGCAAAGCAAAACAUUACCGCUCAUUACAAAAUAUAUGCAAUUCACAGGAACAUGUGGAGGAGUUUUUCUUAUAAUGAGGACUAGAAAAUUAACUUGACAUUAGGUUAAGGUGCAUUCUUAUUUCUAAUUUCUGGGUAAACUUUAUUAUUAUUAUUAUUAUUAUUAUUCCGUAGGAAAUAGCUUAGCGACUAGCACAUAGUGCUGAAUCCACACACACUGAAAUGCUAAGCAGCCUGGAUGUGAACAGUGGACAUCUGUCUUUCUGGUGGCUGCAGGCAAAGAUAAUGGCAAGCCCAGGAAUACUUUGAACUAACCCACCUCCUGCCUGGGGGUAAUGCUGUACAGGCCAGACCCACCUGGCAGAGCACAAUAGUGAUAAACAGGUAGUUAACACCUGCUUUCCAGGUUACAUCAUAUGGAGAUAUAUGAAAAGAUAUCAGAGGCUCAAGGCACCUCAGUGAAAUGUAAAUGGCAGAUUUCUCCAAGGCACUCUGGAGAUUCGGUGUAUUCAAGUCCUUCUGUGAAUUGCUAUUGUGCACAAUGAUCUUGAUGUCACAAUUAAUCUGUGAUGUCCUCAUAUCAGAUGCUGACAAGAGUGUAAUCAAUCAGUGGGAAAGUUAUUUCCUUGUCAGAAUUACUGAGCGAGACCAUACAGUAAGGGAAACUACACACGAGCAUGAGUUUCAGGAAACUAUGUGUGAACGCGAGUUCUGAAUACCUAUAUCAGAAAAUAUAAUUGGGUGACAGGAAAUACGACCUGAUGGGAUUUUGAGAAGGCACUGAAGUGCUGAAAGAACUUGACUUACUUCACAUGGUUUAUCAUAUCAGCUGUAAGUUACCUGGCAGUCUCUCUGCCCUUAUCUGCAUCUUAACAGUGCUUUGUAUUCCUUUUUUGUUGUUGUUGUUCUUCUUUUUAAGACAGAUAGAUACAGAAGUUGUUGUUCAUCAACCAGCAAAGUGUGUAGCCACUGUUCAUUGUGAUGAAUGCAGCAGUUCAGUAAGAACUCCAGAGGUAGCAGUGGCAAAAAACUGGUGCAGGAAGUUUGUUUGCUUCCCGUCAAUAGGUUUCAGAUUACAAAUUAAUCUCGAAAGAGAUUAUGACUAUCUUGCAGAGUUAAUGAGUAUCUUAAGAUUGUCUGUUUCUCUUAAUUGUCCAAAGGCCAGUCAGUGCUGAGGUGUAUAAAAUAGUGCUGCAUAAAGAUGAGAAGCACAGCUGAGACAAACAGCAAACAAACAACGGGUGGGAGCUUUGUGCUGUGUCUGCUGGGAAACAUGAAAAAAAUUGUUUUUUCCCUCAUUCGUCUUUCUGUGUUCUUACUCAGUUUCUCCAUCAUUUGCCUGGGAAUCCUUUGCAUCUACACAGGUUCCUCUGCAUGCAGAUGCGGGAAUAGCAAGUUGGUUGCUUACUGCCUGUUAGCUCUGGGACUCCUGCUCCUUGUGACUGGUGUUUUCUGGAGCAUGGUCCAUGAAGCCAUGAAAUACGGGGCCCUCAGCAACAUCUUCACGAGAAAUCCUGGCCUUACAGAGCUCCGUGUCAACACCAUAGACAGGCCUGAUUUCUACCCGCCAUCUUAUGAAGACAGCACUGACCCUGAGAAGCAGACUUUCCCACUACCUGUGGCCUCUGCACCAAAAGAGCAAGAAGUCAUCAACAUCCCACCACCGCUGUACAGCGAGAGCAGCACAGAGUCCGUCAGUGAGACGAACGAGCCAGAGCAGCCCCCACCAUAUGAACUACCUGGCCAGGUCUUGAGCCCCGUGCAGGAGUCAGGUGUUUGGGCAGCCUCACAGAACACUGUUUGCUGAUAGCAGACAGGCAGACAAGGGACCUCAGACAGAGCACGGGACAGCCGGGCAAGGAUGCAUGUCAGUGCUGCCUGGGCCUGCAUCACCCAGGGCAGAGCUACCUGGGAAAAGCACUGUUUGUUUACAUGUUUGAGUGGAGCUGGAGGGGGAAUGCAGAAAGGUGCUUAGCAUUUCAAAGAAGAAGGAGGCUCUCGAGUCUACAGGGUUUGCUUAAAGAAAUGCCACCCAGUGUGAUCACAGUGCUUAUUCACAUGGAAAUAGUCACCUCUGUGUAACAUUACCAAGGGACAGCAAACAAGCUGUCGGGUAUGUCAGGAGAGCAUAGGUAGGGUGCAUCGAGAGAUACACACUGCUGUUACUGCGCAGCCUGCGGGAAGCACUCGCUGGAGGCUGGUGCUUACUCAGUGGGUAAGAGACAAGCCCUGCCCCUCCCACAAGGUGCAAGCACUGCUGCUCUGACAACCUGUCCAUUACAGUGCUGGGUGUAACUGCAAAUCUUUCUGAAAUAAAUGUAACAGUAAGCAGCUCUGAGGAAACAGAAAUCAGUGGGAAAUCAUCUGCUAGCUUCAUUCCAACUAUGGCUUUAAAACUCAAUGCUAAAGCAAUUCUACCCAAAAGGCACCAGGGGCUUUGUUACUUAAUCACUGUUGUCUGAUAUCUUCAGUCAGGUAAGGAAAUAUGCAUGCAAGAAAGUUACCUUACAAAAUCAGAUCCAUUAAGAUUUGCAUGAAAUAGGAAAAAAAAAAAAAUCCUACUGCUCA